ACUUUUAUAUGGAUAACACCAACAAUUCCUACCUCCACCACCGCUAUUUUUUAUUUUUCAAUCAAAUAAUAAUUUAAUUUUAUUAAUUUAUAUUUUUCUGAUAUUUAAAUAAAUUGAUUAUUUGGAUUCUAUAUUAGUUUUUCUUUUCAAGAUUGGAGUAGCGAAAACCAGGGUGUUUGGGGGAAAAGGAAGUUGUCCAAACGGGGCCUUAUGUAGUUUCCCCUUGUCCUCUUUGUUAAUUAAUUAGUUUGUCAGUGCAGCAAGAGGAAGAGGAGAGCAUCCAUGUUAUUAAUGGUAGCAUCUUUGAGCAAAAUAGGCUUUGUAGCAGCUCCUAUAAUUUUGGAAAUGAGUAGCAGCAUAGAUAGAAAACUGAAGAAAAGAGUUGUUGUUGUUGUUGUUUGGGUGGUGUUGAUGAACUGAUGAUGAUGAUGAUAUCAUUAUGGUGGUGCAUAAAUGUACUUCACUUCUCCACUUUCUCCCCCGCUAUUCUUCAUCUUUUAUUGGGAGGCCUGUUGCAGGAUUUCUUGGUUAUUCACUUUAUUAUUCUACUGCUAAUCAAUUUGACUGUCAUACACAUGAUGAGAACAUUGGCAAACUAAAACUAGCUCAGGGCUUAGCCGGUUUGGUUCACGAAUCCUUGAACCUGGAGGAGAAAAAAUCCCUAGCAUCUACGAAAUUGGUUGAGAAGUCAAUUGAGGAUUUGGGACGUGUGAAACAUGGAGCAUCGCUGGCACGGGACUUAGCAAACCUGGUGGAAGAGAGUUAUAAUCUUGAUGAGACUAAACCGAUGGAUCGGGUGGAACAUAAAAGAUUACUUGAACUACGCAUAAAAAAGAGAGUUAAGGAACAGUGUGUAAAUGGCAAGUUUCAAAACCUCUUAAAGAAAGUGAUUGCCAAUCCAAAAACACUUUCUGAUGCUUUUGAUUGUAUUCGAUUGAGUUGUAAUGUUGAUCUAGUGUUGGAUGGUGAGAAUUUGCCUUUUGAAGCCUUGGCUGAAGAGCUUUCAUGUGGGUAUUUUGAUGUUAGUGCUAACACAUAUUCGAUCUCAACAAAGGGCUCAAAGAAACAAGUCCUUGUUUUUCCAAAUGUUAAACUAAAAAUUGUUGAGGAAGCAAUCAGAAUAGUAUUUGAAGUUGUCUACCGACCUCACUUUUCAAAGAUAUCACAUGGUUGCCGCAGUGGAAGGAGCCAUUUAUCUGCUCUUAAGUACGUUUGCAAAGAGAUAAUAAAUCCCAAUUGGUGGUUCACUUUGCCAGUUAGCAAAAAGCUCGACAAUCAAAUCCUAGCUAAGCUCUUUUCAAUUAUGGAAGACAAGAUAGAUGAUCCUUUCCUAUAUGCGAUUAUAUCUAAUAUGUUUGACUGUGGGGUGUUGAAUUUAGAAUUUGGGGGUUUUCCAAAAGGACAUGGUCUCCCACAAGAAGGAGCACUGUCUCCAAUUUUAAUGAACAUAUAUCUUGACCUCUUUGAUCAUGAAAUGUACAGGUUGUCAAUGAGAUAUGAAGCUAUUGAUAACGGAUCAAGCGCUGAAAAAGGUGCGGGCAACUCUGUGCUACGCAGUUGGUUCAGGAGACAGAUAUCUGGUAAUGGUUCUCAAGAAUGUCAUGAUUUGAGCUACUCUGAAAUUAGGGUGCAUUGUUGCCGCUUCAUGGAUGAGAUUCUUAUUGCCAUCUCCGGUCCCAAAGACGUUGCUGUUGCUGUCAAGUCUAAAACUGAAAUUUACUUGAAGAAUUCUCUUCAUUUAGAAUUUGAAAAUGAAAUAAAUGUUUUUCCAUGUGAUGGGCCUACAGGCAUUCGCUUUCUGGGUAGCGUGGUUAAAAGAAGCCUGAAAGAGAGUCCGGCUGUAAAGGCUGUUCACAAAUUGAAGGAAAAGGUAAAACUAUUUGCUUCGCAGAAAGAGCACUCAUGGGACACCGGGACAGCAAGAAUUGGUAAGAAAUGGCUCGGUCAUGGGCUGAAGAAGGUAAAAGAAUCAGAGAUUAAGCAUCUCUCUGAUGGUAGCUCCCUUUUGAGCCAAAUUUCGUGUUUUAGAAAAGAUGGGAUGGAAACAGAUCACUGGUACAAAGUCUUACUAAAAGUUUGGAUGCAAAAUAAAAAUGUUAAAUGCGCAACAAAUGAGGAUGUUAUCUUAUCUAAGCAUAUUGUCGAACCAUCUCUCCCUCAAGAUCUAAGAGAUUCGUACUAUGAGUUCCAAAAGCGUGCUCAGGAAUAUAUAUCUUCUGAGACAGCUUCGACUCUUGCCCUGUUGCCGAACUCCAACUCUUCAUCAUUAGCGACACAGAUCAUAGCUCCAAUCAGCAUCAUAAAGAAGCGACUCUUUCGAUAUGGAUUGACAAACUCCCAAGGAUAUCCCCGGCCAUGUCAUCUGCUAGUUUUUUGGGAUGACAAUGAAAUCGUUGACUGGUAUGCAGGUUUAAUCUACCGAUGGCUGAGAUGGUAUGCUGAGUGCGACAACUUUAAUGAGGUAAAGCUCAUUAUUUGCAAUCAAGUAAGGUUGUCUUGCAUCAGAACUCUGGCAACAAAAUAUAGGAUACAUGAGACUGAGAUAGAGAAGAAAUUUGAUUUUGAAUUGCGCAGAAUUCCUGCAACUGAAGAUAUGGAGAUUGAGAUAACAAAUGAAGCAACAAAUUGCGAAGCUGUUGAUAAUGAUGCCUUAAUGUAUGGAAUAACAUACAGUGGGAUAUGUUUAUUCUCUUUAGCAAGAAUGGUGAGUCAGUCACGUCCUUGCAAUUGCUUCGUUAUAGGAUGCUCAGCUGCAGCUCCUCGUGUAUACACUCUUCACGUGAUGGAAAGACAAAGAUUCCCUAGUUGGAAGACUGGAUUUUCUAGUUGUAUACAUCCCAGCUUACAUAGAAGACGACUUGGAUUGUGUAAACAUCAUCUGAAGGAUCUACUUCUCGGUUACAUUUCACUUCAAUCUAUUAAUUUCGGUGCUUGGAAAGGAAACAACUUUCCUUGAUUCCAAGUGGUAAAUAUGAAGACAAGAAGAUGGAAAAACCAUUUAAUUUUCUUGAAGAUUUGGUUUUGCUGUCUAUCUUUCAUUGACUUCAUUAUCUUGGGAGUAUGCAAUGUUUUGACAUGGGAAAUGUCCGAAUCAUGAUCUUCAACUCGUCGCUGUCGAAUCAUGCUAAAAGCUCAAAGUUGCUGACUUGAAGAUCCCAUGAAAGUUGUAUGUUGUUGGUUUGAUUCUGAGAAACUAAUGUGAAGGUAAAUUUAACUGUAUCCACGCCCUGAACGUUGAAUGAAGUCUAUUUUCUUGCUCUCA
This is a messenger RNA of Capsicum annuum, 3262 nucleotides long. Its product is annotated as nuclear intron maturase 4, mitochondrial. NCBI's taxonomy places the organism in Eukaryota, Viridiplantae, Streptophyta, Magnoliopsida, Solanales, Solanaceae. The transcript has 2 exons. Gene Ontology annotation, biological process: mRNA processing. Bases 440 to 2956 code for a protein of 838 amino acids. The record is from RefSeq and is a predicted model, not a curated record.